GUUCAGAGAAGGUUCACUGGGCUGAUCCCAGCUCGAAGGAUAUGGCCAUUUUAGCCCAGCUGAGUGCCCGGUACUCAACACAGAAAGAUCCCAGAGUUGAACUGGACUUCAAGCAACGGGGGAAUGCACAGUUCAAGCUGAAGGACUAUAUUCAGGCUGUGGCCUUGUAUUCAAAGGGGCUCCGCCACAGCUCCACACACUCUCCCCAGGCCGCACUGCUGUAUGCCAACCGCUCAGCAGCACUCUACCAGCUACAGCGCUAUCAGGAAUGUUUGGUGGAUAUUGAAAGAGCACAAGGACACAAUUAUCCCCAUGAGCUGCUACAUAAAAUCCUGGCACGUCGCACAGCCUGCUUACAGCAUUUGGGACAAGCUGAUGGAGCCUCUGAUCUCAGGAGCGGAGAGAAGCUGGGUGUCACAGCCAUGCCCAGGAUCCAGACCAAGCCCACAGAUGGAGGGGCUGCCUGCAGACAGACUAAAACCUCAAAAAUUCUGUGCAAUAUAUCUCCUUCCAUCGCCGUGCGGUUCAACAGUUCCCAGGGCCGCCAUUUCGUAGCGACUGAGGAGCUGAGGCCAGGACAGGUCCUGCUUCAGGAGGAGGCCUUUGCAGCUGUGCUGAUCCCAGAGGGAGCCAGAAGGGAGCUAUUCCCCAAUGAGGAUGUGUACUGUCACCACUGCCUUGAGCGGACUGAGUUCCCCGUGCCCUGCCUGACCUGUAGCUUCAGCAGUUACUGCAGUGAGCUGUGUCGAGAGUGUGCCUGGAACCAGUAUCACUGGCUAGAAUGCAGUCUUGGGGGUCUCCUCCUGGCACUGGGCACAUUCAGCCAGCUCGCACUCCGCACUGUGCUGCUGGCAGGUAUGCACGAGGUAGAGAGAGCAGAGAAAUUGGAGAGUGGAGCUGGCCAAAGGCCGAGUGGUGAACACAGUGUGAGGGUGAACCCAGACCACAGAGUGGAACUGAGCAGUUGUUCUAGGACUUCAGGGGCUGGUGAUGGGGUGCCCAGAGAUUCUCAGAGCCGUUACCAGAUGAUCCACAGUCUGCUGACCCACACCAAAUGGCAGACACCAGAGCACCGUUUCCUCUGUGGUCUCACCGCAGCAGCUGUGUGCCAGGAGAUCAGACGAUUGGGACUGGAGUCGCAGUUGGUCAGUGAGUGUCUGGAGCUGGAUACAGUUAGUGAGCAAGACCAGGGACUGAGGAUACUAGGAGUGGCACUGCUCCGACACCACCUCCAGCUGGAAUGUAAUGCUCAGGCUAUCACUGUAUUCAGAGAUACAGGAGUUGGACAUUCCCAUGUGGCAGAGAUGGAAGAGGUCAGGAUUGCAACUGCCUUUUACUCUACAGUCAGUCUGCUGAACCACUCCUGUGAACCCAACACCAGUAUCACAUUCCAAAACACCACCAUCACUGUGAGAGCAUCCCAGCACAUCCCAGCAGGCCAGGAAGUGCUGCACUGCUAUGGCCCACACUUGAGCCGGAUGGCAGUGAGAGAACGACAGCGGGCCCUGAGAUUGCAGUAUUUCUUUCACUGUCAGUGCACUGCCUGUGUUCGUGAGGAGGGCAGUGUUGGAAUGGACUCUGUGCUUGGCCAAUUCCUCUGCUCUCACUGUGGGAUGGAGUUACAGGAUUCGGAGGAGGCUCACUGCACAUGCCCAACCAGCUCCUGUGGUCUCAUCGUCUCCAAACAAGCCCUCUUCCAACAAGUGAAGGAAGUGAGGGGCCAGAUUGAGGUCGCCAGGCACCUGAGUACUCAGCAUCCAGAUGAAGCCCUUCGAUUGCUGUCUGAGUGUCAGCAGCUGGCUCACACCCUCCUGUCUGACCAACACCCAUUUGACUGCUACUCGCAGUGUAUACAAUAG
Messenger RNA from Rhincodon typus (whale shark), 1859 nucleotides. It is a transcript of the gene smyd4, whose product is annotated as SET and MYND domain containing 4. Lineage: Eukaryota; Metazoa; Chordata; Chondrichthyes; Orectolobiformes; Rhincodontidae. The transcript is spliced from 9 exons. Gene Ontology annotation, molecular function: protein binding. The record is from RefSeq and is a predicted model, not a curated record. Bases 42 to 1859 code for a protein of 605 amino acids.